UUUCAGUAAGCGCCAACCGCAAUGGACGAACCGGUCAACACUCAGUCAGGUGAGAGUCCAGCUGAAGAGGAGGAGGAGGAUGAGGAGCCCCUGAGAUGCUUCCUGGAGGAGAUUAACUGCCCGGAACCAGGCAUCAUAGAUCGCCAAAUGAUAGAGACCGCCUAUCUGGAGGAGGGCCAAAAGGGCGAGGCGAGACGUCUCCACCAACUGGAACCAGUGGUCUAUGAUCGCAUCACCACCAUGCGGCUAGAGUUCAAAAAUAUCCUGAGAAUUGAUCACCUUUGGAUGAUGCCCAAUCUUACCAAGCUCUGCUUGAACUGCAACAAAAUCGAGGUGAUUGAGCAUCUGGAAAUGCUAACUGCCCUCAAAGAUCUGAAUCUCAGUUUUAACUACAUCACGCGAAUUGAGAACCUGGAGACACUGGUCAACCUCGAAAAACUCUCACUGUUUAGCAACCGCAUCCGGAGAAUCGAGAACAUACAUACUUUGGAGAAUCUCGUUAUUCUCAGCAUUGGAAAUAACCUUAUCGAUACGGUGGAGGGGAUUGAACGCUUACGUUUUGUGAGCAGUCUCAAAGUGCUCAACCUGGAGGGUAAUCCCAUUGCCAAACUGCCGGACUUCCCGUUGUCCCUUUAUGUGACUGCCAUCCUGCCCCAGUUGCGCUACUACGAGUACAUUUUCAUCAAGACAGAGGUGAAGGAGGAGGCCAAGAAGCGUUUCUAUCGAGAGUUGCGCGAAAUCGAGGACAAACAGGAGCGUGAGAUCCAAGGCCUGGAAACGAAGGCUCGUGAAAUGGCCGAGGCGGACAGGCUGGCCUCCAGUUUUGUGGAGCAUCUGGAUGGUCAGCAGCUGUACGAGUCCUUGUGGCGAGACGACGAGGAGGGGCGCAUUCUGAUGUUGGUGGGGGCACAGGCUCAGGAGCUCUACGAGGAGUAUUCCAAGGAUGUGUACGAGCUCACCCAGCAGAUCUACCGCCUGGGCCUGGAGCGAUUCGGUGAGCGGGACGCGGAGAUUCGCGACUUCAAGGCCAGCCUGCACGAGGGACAGGAGGAGCUGCAGGCUCAAGGUCAACGGCAAAUCGAGCAGUUCCUACAGUACAAGGAGCGAACCUUCGACGAGAUGCGCCUGAAGUGGAGGGAACUGGACCAGCGCGACGAUGAUUUGGAAGCCCUGCAGUCCCAGUUGGAUACCCUGAAUGCCCACUUUGAGGACGCCCUAAACGAGCUGUGGGAAAGUCUGAUGGCUCAGGAGCUCCAUCUGCACGAGGCUGUUGAAGAUUCCACGUUAAAUUUCAAUCGGAAGAUUUCCGAACUAAUGGCCAGCUUUGUGGAGCAGGCUCAGGUGAUCUUCCAGCAAUUGCGAGAUGUUUGCAGUCACUUUGCCCACAACAUGACGGAGGUAGUCACCCAAUUCCUCUCCAGCAAGCUGAGUCGCCAGGAGCAGAAUGCCAUUCCCGAAGAGCUGAGAAAGUGUGUGGACGAUCGCGAGGCAGUGCUGCAGCUGGUGGAGGGCAUGAGGACAACCCAUACCGCACGGGUGGAUGAGCGCGAGGAUCGCAUGGCUCAACGCAGCAGGGAGUUUAUAGAUGACAUGAUCUUCAAGCUUAACAACAACGAAGUAGACCGUCAUCGUGCCAAAAUUCUAGAGAUCAAUUCGUUUAUGGAAAUGAUGACACAGGCUUUGGCCAAUCUGCCGGGGGAAUCGCACCAGGAAGCCUCUUCGGAUUGACA
Molecule: messenger RNA, 1730 nt
Organism: Drosophila elegans
Lineage: Eukaryota; Metazoa; Arthropoda; Insecta; Diptera; Drosophilidae
Gene: TbCMF46
Product: dynein regulatory complex subunit 3
Exons: 6
Coding region: 22-1728 (568 amino acids)
Molecular function (GO): protein binding
Source: RefSeq, a predicted model, not a curated record